Messenger RNA from Spodoptera littoralis (African cotton leafworm), 3049 nucleotides. The record is from the annotation of a GenBank genome assembly. Lineage: Eukaryota; Metazoa; Arthropoda; Insecta; Lepidoptera; Noctuidae.
GCCAAAGACAAUACUAAGUACGAUAGUUAGCUAAUCUGUGAUAACAAUUAUAUUUCUGUUUAAUCUGUCAUCAAUGGCCGCGAGACAAAUGCUGUUGUGACUGCUAGAGUGCAAAUUAAAAUUCGUUUAUCUCGCGCAAAAACAUUCGUAUAACAUUUUGUUUACCAAGAAGAUAUGUGACUAGGUUCUGGUGAUAGAAAUUAGAAGUGAGUAACCAUAAUGGACGUAGAUGAUUCGGCGGUUGACCUGAGCGUCAGGGCAUUGCCACCUGAGUUGAGCGAGUUGAGGGCUCUGACGGCCAGUGGGCUGACUAUUACGCCUGCACAACCACCACCACAUGAACUGUCUAGCGCGGAGAUAUGGGAGCGCGAGCGUCGGCUGCGUACACUGCGGGAGAAACUACGCGCCGAGGAAACACGACUCGACUCUGCGACGGGCACUGCGCUGGCCGGCAGUGGCUGCGUGGUGCCCCCCGGCGUCACCGUCACGCCCGCGCCGCCCCCCGCGCACCAGCAGACUAAGCGUACCAGCAGUAGUACCCCAGCAGUGAGCAGUAGUAGUUCGUCCCGCCGCACGUCCAGUCUGCCGGGCGGGGCCACGCUCACUCCCGGACCCUACCGCUCACAGGCAAGUUCCCGUAGUUCCGAGGACACCCAGACUCCCGCGCAGCGACAGGCCGCCGCUAAACUUGCACUACGGAAACAACUCGAGAAGACCUUACUGCAGAUCCCCCCUCCCAAACCCCCGCCACCAGAAAUGAACUUCAUCCCUUCGCCCAGCAACACCGACUUCGUCUACUUGGUCGGCUUGGAACACGUAGUUGAUUAUCUUACUAAUGAAGACCGCAUGCCGCGGUCGUCUGUGCCGGCGGUAUGCGCGCAGUGCGGCUGCGACUUCACGCCGGUGUGGCGCUGGGAGCGCGGCCCGGGCGGGCCCGGCGCACAGGCCGCGCGCCGACACGACGCCACCUUCACGCCCGCGCCGCCGCCGCCCUCCGCGCGACGACUCUGCGAGCUCUGCGUCAGCGGGAACAUGUCAGUAUCCCGCAGCACGUCUCGCGGUGGGUCGACGUCAUCCCCCGCGCCCAGCAAGACUCCCGCACCACCGCCCGCGCCACGCCACCACUCUGACCGCUCCAGAGAACCCAGUGAGGUGCCAGCCAAGAAAGGAAAAGGCUCAUCAUCAAGCAGCACCAGCCAGAAUAGCAGUAGCAGUAAGCAGCACCAGCGGGCGGCAGUAGCGGCGGCACAGAUGGCGUUCGAACAACACAGCGCCGCCGCCAUGCAGGCGCUGCAACAUCAACUACUCAGAGCCGGUAAGGGCGGCAGUAACUCGGGCGGAGGCGCCGCCAUGGCCGCCGAGAUGCAGCGCGUUGCUGAGGCACAGAGACAGUAUCUGCUCGACAUGAUACCCGGACAACAUACUAGGAAUCCCUGGACGAAGAAUUAACAACUUUAUGGAGAUCAACCAUGAAUUUCAAGUGGAAGUAGACGAUUGACGGCGCAGUGAUAUCGUAACAAUAAAUACAACGUAUAUCUUAAACCAACCACCGCCCUGAAUUUAGCCACAAAGAGUGAGCGAGACGCGAAUAGCACAAAUUAUUAAAGAGCGAAAAGGACAUCUAUAAGCUCCUACCUAACUUCAGAGUGGUGGUAUUUUGUGCAAGUUAUUAUGACGUUUUAUGGCAGUGUGAGAGAAAUGGAGCUGUACAGUAGGCAUUGCUAUCUCUUUUAUACUUCCAUAUUAUAUUAAAUGUUAUAAUUUCUUUGUACACAAUACGGUAUUCGGCGAUUGUGAAAUUAGUUAAACAAGAAGGUUUAAAGUUUUUGGAAGUUGAAAGAAAUUAUUGGGAAUUAUAGUUAUCUUUUUAUUUGUUUUAAAAUUUUAUACAAAUUGUGUUCAGUUUUUGACCGCCAUGUAUCUACAAAAUGUAAAAACUUUUUGAGAGUUGAACGAUUAUGGACUAUAUAUUGUUGUUUUUAAGACGCAAUUUUGCAUGCAAACUAAAUAACAUACGUAAAUACGAUAACAACUGACACACACCUUCAAUCAAAUCAAAUAAGUAUUAAAAAGUAAAUGUUCACAGCGGUCAAAAUGAUUUAUUUACUAAAACAAAAUUGGUUUAAGGAUAAAAAUAGCUAGAUUUCAUACAUUCUUUGAGAAUCACACCGCGAGAAUGCAUUUCUAAGAGAAUCUAGAUUUAAAUAGUAUAUAAUUAGUAUAUAAGGAUAAUUUUUCAAAGUCUUACAAAGCGAUGCACAAGUUUUUAAAUACGUAAAUGGCUUAGAUUAGUAUAUCAACGAUAAAACAGUUUUGUGCUAAUAAUUACACUAAGAUCUCAAUAGAUGGCAUUGCUGGGCAACGGUUGAAUUUUAAAGUGUAUUAUUUAUGAUUUUUAAUCUAUAUUCGCUAUUUUUUAUUCGUCUUCUUUUCUGUGAAUUUUAUUCAACUCUAUAAUUUUCUUAAUUAAUGGUAUUUGAUGUGCAUUUUUAACCUAUUUUUAUAUGAAUAUGAGUUUAAUAAUCUUUGAUUAUCUUGCAUGCCAUGUCCAUACUAAUAUUGAUUAACCCGUGGUAUGCCGUCACGUACACGAGACACAAUUCUAUUGUAUCUCAUAUACUGACAUACAAGCGGUUAAAAUUCAAAAGCUAACAAGACUUCUUUGAAGUCGUACAAAUAACUUGAUCGUUAAAAGAAUUGACGUAAUUUUUGCAUGAAGUAACUUUGACAUUAACACUUAUUGUUUGCAAAAAUACAGAUCUAAUGUAUUUUAUUGUGUUUUGUGGCUCAUAUACCGGCUUAACAAAGAGAUAAUUUUAACUAAUUAUCAAUCAAAUUGAAGCUUUAUCUCGACUGACUUUGAACUGAUGCGGUGAAGACCAUCUUCCUAACACGUUGAUAACAUUAGCAUAAAUGUAUGCUUUGUUAUAUUUCCUUUGUUAUACUGGACCUUUCUACUCCAUGAGGUAUGGUAGAAAGUGUAAUAUUAUUGAUAGAAAUGAUGACUUAAAAAUAUUUGACACAUAUUUUUUUACCGAUAAACUAAAUG